AUGACCAAACUCAAAGAAACGAACCGGACGACGUUCCACAGUGGGACCCCUAUGGCCAGUUCAAAAAUCAUCGCGCGCGUAGUGUGUUUGCAAGAGUAG
Chondrus crispus (carragheen) is the source of this 99-nucleotide messenger RNA. RefSeq lists its product as hypothetical. The transcript has a single exon. NCBI's taxonomy places the organism in Eukaryota, Rhodophyta, Florideophyceae, Gigartinales, Gigartinaceae. Bases 1 to 99 code for a protein of 32 amino acids. The record is from RefSeq and is a predicted model, not a curated record.